AUGAUUGAUUCAUCAGCAUCCAUUUUGACCAAGUCACCUAUCCUAUACCAUCGUGUUCAAGAACCCUCCCAUUUGAAAUCGACCCCAGCAGUCUCCUCUCCUCUCAUCUCUUUCAUCAAGCCACUAAAGCAAAAUUAUGCGUAUGGGUUUGAUGGCUAUGAUCUUCAGGGCACAAAUGAGUAUGACCUAUAUACUCCAACUCCCCCAAAUCUUUUACCAACAGACAUCAGAGCUCUUAGCAAGCCACCCUCACAGUCUCUAAUAUCCUAUAAUCACAAAAAAGCCCCUGAUAUCUCGUCAUUUCAUCAAAACAUAUACACUCCCAAACCGAUAUCAUUACUCAAGAGCACAAUCAUGGAUAUCCAAAACACAUACACACACAGCUGUCACCACAUAGCCCACGGUCCCGUCCUAUCGAAUCCUCUUAUAUACCUGCCUCUCACAACCCAUACGCGUUCCCUGCUUUCCCCACAAAAAUUGAACCUCAAAGUCCCGUUUCGGUGUCCUUUCUGCGAAGACCCAGAUCUUCAUGAUACUGUUCCUGCUGGGAAGGGUGUGCUUGUGAUUAUGAGUUCUCUGAAGAAAGAGAACGAGAGGAGCGAAGUAGUAGAGAGGUUGUCUGAGUCAAAGUUACUUCCAUCGAUUCCAUCAAUAUACUCUGCACCAUAUCCUCCAUACCUGCCUACCUUCUGCUCAUUCUAUUCUCCACCUCCUGUCCUGUCGCUUUUUCCUCCACAUUUUCCAUUCUCUCCGACAUCUUAUCAUCUUUCAUCUCCGAAAGUUCCAAACAGAUGGAAAAUAAUCCGCAUUUGUGGAGUCGAGGACAUCAAGAGUACAGAAUGGGCGUAUGAGAUCGAGACCGAAACAGUAAAAGAUAAAAACGCAAUCGAGCAUCCCGAAAAUAUGUGGAGCGAGCGACGACAGAAUCUCACCCCCAGAGAAGAGGAAUGGAUCCCGAUGGCUUGGAUCCCUAGACCUGUUGGAGAUGUUGAUGUGUUAGCAAUUCCAGACACCGGGCCACACAAUACUUUUCAUUUUUUAACCGGUUCGCGCCUUGCUCCUCAUUAUCCCCCUUCUUCCUCUCACUCCAAUUCGAACCCCCAGAAUCAAAAACUCCACAUCUCGCAAUCCUGGAGAGGUACAACAGGUGAAGAUUCAAACGGUUAUGGAUAUCGUGGGAGAAUAUUGGGUCAGAGUAGAUUGCCCGGGAUGAUGAGUGAACUGGGUACUUUUCUGCGGAACAAUAGGGCGGAGGAUGGAAAUUCGGGGAGCAGAACAGACAUGAGAGAAAGAAUGAGGGAGAGGGGUUUGAGAUGGGAAUGA
Messenger RNA from Botrytis deweyae, 1323 nucleotides. RefSeq lists its product as uncharacterized. The record is from RefSeq and is a predicted model, not a curated record. The transcript is spliced from 2 exons. NCBI's taxonomy places the organism in Eukaryota, Fungi, Ascomycota, Leotiomycetes, Helotiales, Sclerotiniaceae. The coding region runs from base 1 to 1323 and encodes 440 amino acids.